Messenger RNA from Xiphophorus hellerii (green swordtail), 2468 nucleotides. RefSeq names its product melanopsin-A-like. Gene Ontology annotation, cellular component: membrane. Gene Ontology annotation, biological process: G protein-coupled receptor signaling pathway; visual perception. NCBI's taxonomy places the organism in Eukaryota, Metazoa, Chordata, Actinopteri, Cyprinodontiformes, Poeciliidae. The transcript has 10 exons. The record is from RefSeq and is a predicted model, not a curated record. Gene Ontology annotation, molecular function: G protein-coupled receptor activity. The coding region runs from base 19 to 1509 and encodes 496 amino acids.
UUUGUCCUCCAGGUGGCGAUGGCGGCCCCGCCGCCCCAGCCGUUCCCCACUGUGGACGUCCCUGACCACGCCCACUACACCAUCGGCUCCGUCAUCCUGGCCAUCGGCGUCACGGGCGUGCUCGGGAACUUCCUGGUGAUCUACGCCUUCAGCAGGAGCCGCAGCCUGCGGACGCCGGCCAACAUGUUCAUCAUCAACCUGGCCGUCACCGACCUGCUGAUGUGCCUCACCCAGUCGCCCGUCUUCUUCACCACCAGCAUGAACAAGAGGUGGAUCUUUGGAGAGAAAGGCUGCGAGCUCUACGCCUUCUGCGGCGCCCUCUUUGGGAUCUGCUCCAUGAUCACGCUGAUGGUGAUCGCCAUCGACCGUUACUUCGUCAUCACGCGCCCUCUGACCUCCAUCGGCGUGUUGUCACGGAAACGGGCGCUCCUCAUCCUGCUGGCGGUGUGGACGUAUUCGCUGGGCUGGAGCCUGCCGCCGUUCUUCGGCUGGAGUGCCUACGUACCUGAAGGUCUCCUCACUUCCUGUACCUGGGACUACAUGACCUUUACCCCCUCGGUGCGGGCCUACACCAUGCUGCUCUUCAUCUUCGUCUUCUUCCUGCCGCUCUUCAUCAUCAUCUACUGCUACGUCUUCAUCUUCAGAGCCAUCCGCUCCACCAACCGGGCGGUGGGGAAGCUCAGCAGUUCUCGGGACGCGGUGAAGAGUUUCCAUCGCCUGCAGAACGAGUGGAAGAUGGCGAAGAUCGCUCUGAUCGUCAUCCUGCUCUACGUUGUGUCCUGGUCGCCGUACUCCGCCGUCGCCCUCACCGCCUUCGCAGGGUACGCGGACAUGUUGACCCCCUACAUGAACUCCGUCCCCGCCGUCAUCGCCAAGGCCUCCGCCAUCCACAACCCCAUCAUCUACGCCAUCACACACCCAAAGUACAGGCUGGCUCUGGCCAAGUACGUCCCGUGUCUGGGCGCGCUGCUGUGCGUCCGUCAGCGCGACCUUCGCUCCUCCAGCAGCAGCUUCCAGUCGACGCGCCGCUCCACCGUCACCAGCCAGAGCUCCGACAUCAGCAGCCAAUACCGGCACGGCGCCGCCAAGGCCCGCCUCUCCUCCGUCUCUGACAGCGAAUCGGGUCUGACGGACACGGAGGCCGACCUGUCCAGUCUGGGCUCGCGGCCGGCGAGUCGCCAGGUUUCCUGUGACAUCAGCAGAGACACCGCCGAGCCGCCAGGCAGAAAACAGUCGACCAGCUUGAAGGCCAAGCUGAGGAACCACGACUCAGGAAUCUUUGAAAAGACGUCGUUUGACACCAUGUCCAUGGGAGGAGUCGGUGAACGCAGCAGCGUCCCAAAUAGCGGGGACGCCUCAGAGGGACACCUGAUGAGGGGACAGAUCGGCCGGAUCCCCAGCAUCGUCGUCACCUCUGAGACCAGCCCCUUCCUGUCCAUCGGCCGGGCCGGGUCGCGGACGUCCCGGCCCAAAGCCUCCAGCGGCAUCCUGGGGGCGGGGCCAGGGUAGAGCCCCGCCCACCGGUCAUGUGACCGGCUCAGAUCCAAGCAGAUGAAACCAGAGUUUAUAAAUUAUUCAAGUUUAAAGUUAUUUUAAUGCAACAGAGAUCUGUCGACCUUCAUGAAGACUGAGGGAAAAACUAAACAAAAUAAUAAACUAAACUAAAUAAUAAACUAAACUAAAUAAUAAACUAAACUAAACACUAAACUAAACAAUAAACUAAACAAUAAACUAAACUAAAUAAUAUCUGGCAGUCAUUUUGUUUCCAGUAAAAAUGGAAAAAAUCAUAAAAUAAGAUCAUGUUGGAUCUGUUUUAACCAAAGAUCUGAUUCCAGCUUUUAAGGUUUUUGUGAUGUGAAAGUAAUAAAACUAAUCUGCUAAUCUGCUAAUCUACCAGUAGCUGAGCUAAUGUUUUGUUUAGCGCUUUAAUGUUAGCUUCCACUAGAUACUGUAUUGUAAUUGAACUUUAGCAUUAAUGAAACUAACAGUCAUGACUAGUGCAUCAGCAUUAGCAAAGCUAAGCUAGCAUUAGCAUUGUUAGCAUUAGAGGAAGUAAUGUUUCUGGUUAGUGAAACUAAACUUUGGUGUUAGCACAUUAGCGUUAGCUGAACUCAUGUUUAUGAUUAGCGUUUUAGCAUUAAUGGAACAAUAUAAAUGGUUGCUGCAUUAGCAUUAGCACAGCUAACCUGUUAGCUAGCGGUGCCCACCACUGAUGAGCUGUCAUUGAAAACAGACCAAAUUAAUCAAGUUCAGCUUUAAACAAUUGAUUCCAGAUUCAGACAGAAACAUGUUGGGACAGAAUCCGGAUCGGGUUUAACUGAGAUGGUGAGGGAGCAGAACCAGCUGAGAGCAGAACCAGCUGGACGGUUCUGAUCAGAUUUAUCUGCCAAUGUGAUCAGAAAACUUCUGCACACCUGUACAGAUGUCCUCUGCUCUGAUUGGUUGGUUCCGACUGAACCACUCCUAGU